Messenger RNA from Ilyonectria robusta, 6294 nucleotides. Its product is annotated as ankyrin repeat-containing domain protein. The record is from RefSeq and is a predicted model, not a curated record. The transcript is spliced from 6 exons. Lineage: Eukaryota; Fungi; Ascomycota; Sordariomycetes; Hypocreales; Nectriaceae. Gene Ontology annotation, molecular function: protein binding. Bases 1 to 6294 code for a protein of 2097 amino acids.
AUGCCAGACGACGAGAGUUACAGCGAGCCUGAUGCCAUCAUCCUCGAUCGAGACGACGUGAGCAACUACAAUCCCGACAACAUUCUCCCCAAGUCGAUAGAAGAGAUCAAAAAAAUUCGAGAAUGGCUUGAGCCAACGUCUUAUACUAUUGCUGGCGGCGAGUUCCGCAAGCAUCUUGCGUCCCACGCACCGGGGACCGGACAAUGGCUUGCCUCUACCGACCAGUAUCAGCGAUGGCUUCGAGGAGACGAUGAGUAUGGCCUGCUUUGGAUUAAAGGCAUCCCUGGAUCCGGCAAAUCAGUUCACGUCGCCAGAUUGAUUGAUGGCCUCGCUAGAGAAAAUCCUGGCUGUCCAGCUCUUCUCCGGGAUUGGAUGGACCAAGUUCUUCGAUACAGUCCACCACUGCAACACCAGCUUUUGACGUAUAUCGAUGAUGAAGUACCACUGAGCUCAUUGUCCAUUGAAGACCUGCUCAAAGAUCUGCAGAUGGCAUUCCGAGCUCUGCCUGACAAGGUCUUCUGCAUUGCUGAUGCGCUCGAUGAGAUGGACACUGGGAAUGAGGCAUUCCUUCAGGCAAUCGGGUCGCUUAGCCAGUGGAGGCCGCACAAGGUGAAGGUCUUGAUCUCGAGUCGACCUGUUCCAAAGGUCGAGGUCCAUCUCCGCCAGAUACCAGCCUUCCAUAUCCGCCUUGAGGAGCGACUAGUUGAUCUUGAUAUCUCGACUUAUGUGAAUUCCGCGUUGUCAGAGUCUCAUAUCCCUAAAAGCGAGUGGAGUGAAAUCGCAAACGCCAUCCCCGGUCGAGCGAACGGUCUCUUCCUAUACGCAAGGCUAGCUAUGGAGGCCUUCCUCGAGCCAGGUGCCCACAUCGAGACCGUGUUGGCACACCUUCCUUUAGAUCUUAAUGUUCUUUAUACCGAUCUAUUGCAGGAACAUGCCAGGCGCUCUGGUAUAUCCUCGAGUGUUCAGCGCCUUAUCCUCCAGUCUGUCACGCAUGCGACAAGGCCGCUACGACUACUCGAACUCGCCGAGAUGUGCAGGGUAAUUAACUCUGUUGGUUCGGGCCGAGAUCUGACGGCUAUGAAGGACCUUAUCAGGACUGCGUGUGGGCCCCUUCUAGAGAUCUUACCGGACGAGACAGUGUCAGUUGUUCACCAUUCCUUCACCGAGUACCUUAAAAGGACUACGCGAGGCGAUGAUAAGAGCGGCUAUCCAGUGCUGCGUCCCGGACCGUCUCACGCUCAGCUCGCUUUAUCAUGCCUGCGGUAUUUGCUGGUGACUUGCUGUCUUGAUGAAGUCGAGAUCACAAUUGAUGACACUGACGAGAGUCCGGGCUACGAUGACAACUCGCAAUGGUGGGGCAACUCCGACUCGGUUUCACAUGACAUACGCGAGCUACGUAUCAGGUUUCCUUUCUUUUUCUAUGCUACUCGCAACUGGCACUUUCACAUUCGAAGUUCCGAGGCAGACUCUUAUGCGCAAGAUGAGAUCAACCAGGUCCUCGAGCAGUUUCUCAGCGUCGAUAAGACUAUCAAGGCAUGGCUCGAAGUGGUAUGGCCUGGCUAUGCAUCGAAUGCACGAAAGUUUUCGGCUCUACACCUCGUAAGCAGAUUCGGACUCAUAGCAUAUGUAAGGAAGCUUGUUGUAGGCUGGCCUGGGAAUGUGAACGCCUGUGAUAUUACGGGGAAAACACCACUAUGGUGGGCUGCUUCCGAGGGCCAUGCUGCUACAGUCGGCGAACUGAUUGCUGCAGGCGCUGAUCCAAAUCCUCUCGAUAACUCCAUUGGGAGAAAGCCACUGCAUGAAGCUGCUAGUAAGAAUCAUCACACGGUUGUCAAGGUUCUACUAGAGGCUGGUGUCGACCCUCUGGCACCACCAAGUCCUAGCGACGAAGAGAAGGCCAAGAAGCAUUGCAACUGGAACAUCCAAAAACCGGCCCUCGAAUACGCAUGUGAACACGGGCAUGUCGAGGCAGUCAACGCAUUCUUGCCACAUAUUGACCUGACAGCGAUGCAGGGCAGCCUGACUUGGGCUGCACUCGCGGGGCAACCCCGAGUAGUCACAUGCAUGCUGUCACAGCCUGGCAUAGAGAUCGACUAUAUGGAUCAUGGUAGCACUGCUCUGUUCAGGGCUUGCUGGAACAGAGACCUGGCUACUGUAAAGGCUUUGCUUGAAGCUGGAGCCAACCCAAAGCUGUUGAACGAGUGGGGGGAAGCUUCAGAGCCGAAGCAGCCAGAAGCCUCGAAUUCCCAAUUCACAUAUCUCCAUGCGGUCUGUGGCCUACCAGGUGGAUCGGAUUCCCAUCAUGACUGGGACGAUGAUGACAGUUGCGAGAUGGCCAGACUUCUCAUCAAGCAUGGCGUUGAUAUUCAUCAUCAGGCAGAGGAUGGAUCAACUGCCCUGCAUUGCGCCGUCGAGAAGUCCUAUUAUCUAGCCCGACUUCUUUUGGAAUCCGGAGCCUCAGUUCAGGUUGUGGACUCUAAAGGUCGGACGCCGCUUCAUCGCUGCCGGGUUCCGGCUUGCGUUCCUCUCUUGGUGGAAGAAGGCGGCGCCGACGUCGAUGCACAGGACGUGUAUGGGAACACACCCCUUCUCGCGACUCUUAGUGAGCACAAUCACGAUUCCCAAAUCCUGCUGCUCUUGGAGUACGGUGCGGAUGCUGGGGUUCUUACCUCGGCCGGCGAGAGCACCCUUCACGUAGCCCUCAAAUCCCAUUACGCGACACCGAACAUCGUCAAGGCGCUCCUUGAAAACGGUGUCGACCCGGAUAGACGUAAUCGCCAAAAUGAAACAGCCUUGAUGAUUUCAUUUGGAUCUCCAGAUGCUGACAAGAUCUGGGACUUACUGCUGGCAGCGGGUGCAGAUAUCAAUGCGCGGGACCGUGCAGGACGCACUGCCCUAUGGCACCAGAUUGCACUCAUGCCAAAGGCGAAAGAUGACGGUCAAGACUCGCAUGAUGUUGUUCAGUUUCUUCUUGAUCACGGAGCUAACCCCCGUUCGCGAGACUUCAGGGGAAGAACUUUGCUGCAUGAGACUAUUAAGAAGCGACCAUCCAGCUUCAGCUCAAGAUCUAGCUCCAGGGACGAUACAGACAGUCCGUGGUUCGAGUUUCUGCUAGGUAUCGGCCUUUACCAUACUAUAGUCGAUUACGACGGAAACUCACUGCUUCAUGAGCUCGCAGCCAGAGAGGCAUCAAGGUAUCCGUAUGUUCGGGAAUGGGUGCUUCCGCUAUGGGAGCGACUUGUCUGCACCUUGGGUCUAGAUGUCGACCAGCAGAAUCAUCUGGGCCGCACCCCCCUCCACAUUCUCUCUGAUGCAUACUCUCGGCCCGGUAAACGUCGCGAUGACAAACCUGAGCCUAUCGACUUUCUUAUCAUGCGAAUGAAGAACGUAGAUAUUCCAGACCACACCGGCCAAACAGCAUUACACAUCGCCUCGACUCGAUCGGAGUAUUGUACCAAGAAACUCUUGGACGCCGCCCUCAGUCCUCUUGCCACUACUUACGAAGGUCUUACACCAUUGCAUCUGGCCGCUCGCGCGCAGCAGAGCAACAUCGUCGGCAUGCUUGUGCGUUCGCUGCAGAAAUCAUCACACCCGAAGUCACGCACAGAUACAGACACCUCUGUCCAGAAUGACGCCGAUGAUAGAGUCGGGACCAAUGGCAUCAACGCAAGAGAUGAAGAGGGACUUAGUUCGCUCUAUUACGCUGUCCGAAGCGGGAGGCCUGAGACUGUCAAGAUUCUUCUCGAAGCAGGGGCAAAUGCCAAUACAGGCGGCGAUUUGUUCCAAGCCUGCAGUGAAUUCGAAGAUAAUAACGUCUUUCGCGCUGCGACAUGCCACGUCAAUCAUGAUCCGCUAACUCAGAGGGAGACUAAGGGAGAUGCUUCAGACCCAUAUGAGGACGCCUCCCCAUUCACGUCCGCCAAGCCUGAGUUCUCUGCCAUUGAGACUAGCCGACUAGAAGAGAUUGUGGCAUCGUUAGUUGACUAUAGAGUUGACGCCUCCCAGCUCAGAUCGAAGGAACAGUCCCAUGAUGUUGGACUUAUCCGUAGGUGUAUAUGGCACGGCAAGGCGUAUACCGCUAGCUGUCUUUUCGACCGAGUUCCCCUUUCUCUCUGGACCGAACCAAGCAUGUCAGCCGUUUAUACGGCCCUCCUUGCGACGAGCGCCCCGGCGUACGAUUCUUCGGUCUCGUCCAGAUACUCUAUACCAGCUUUGGCCGGAAGGCUAAGCCGCAUUGAAUUCAACCUCUUCAUGCGACAAAGGCGGUAUCACCUCGUCAAAGAGCUUGCCAAGCGCGGAAUGAGAUUUCUCCCAAAUCCUCAAGCUGAAUACCAUUUUAGUCACUUUGCGAUUCUCGUUCGAUUUGGUUUUACCCGGCUAGUCAAGAGGAUUGGGAUGAUUGAGGCGGAACGUGCACUCGGUCAAGGUGAUUGGCAUGCUUUUGGAGAUAGUUCCAAAGCGGGGCUCUGGUGCGCCAAUCGACCGGCAAACGAGAAGAAAGCGGAGGGAAGAGAUCUGCAUGGCUUCAACCGAUCAGAUGAACAAAACAUCCCGAAGCCUUUUAUUUUGGAAGCAGUCGAGUGUGACCUUCCCAACCUCGAUGUUGUCAGAUUGCUGGUGGAGGACUUUCAUGUCGACGUGAAUGAGAGGACCUGGGAUUCGGAUUAUACCGAUGAACGCACGCAACUCGCAUACGGCGACUCUACGCUUCACUACGUUGCCGAAGGUCUGCACUGGUGGCAUGUCCACCAAGCCUUGAAAUAUCUCCUCAAGGUACCCGGGAUCGAUUUGAACCUCAGGAUCAAGGGCGGUCUGACGCCUCUCCACGUGGCAAUCGGAGGCAAAGAGUCUUUCUACAAUCUUAAGCCUCGUCCCCAUGCUUAUGACUCAAUGAAACGUCUGCUCAGGGCUGGAGCAGAUGUCCACCUCAAGACAAGGAGUGGCAAAAGCUGCCUCACCUUGGCCACGUACGAUGUCAAGAUGGUACGGCUGCUAAUUAAGCACGGAGCCAUAAUAUCACCUGGUGAUGUCGUGUCAGCGGUCGAAGCCGGUCGAGUUGAUAUAUUACGCAAGCUUUUGCACGCGAAAAAUGAGGAUGGACAGGAUCCCGACUUGAACUUGGAUCCAGCGCUACACGCAGCAGGCAUGCUAUUCAGAAAGCCGGAUCCAGAGGACGGCUUCUGGAGCCCGUCGGUUGACAAUGCGAUUGUUAUUGAGAUGAUUAGGAUCCUCAUCGAUCACGGAGCGAACCCCCUCUCAAACUACCUCAUCCGAGAAAAAGAUGACGUCUCAUGUGCAAAGCCUGAAUACAUUCACUUCAAGAAAGGCGAAACGCGCCCCGAGGCAAAUGCUGACGAUUUGGAAGUGACUUUAAUACACCACUUGAUUCUGGUAAUCAGAGAAUUCCAAAUUCAACCGUUCCUAGUGCCCGGAAUCGACGUCAACCAUAGAGAUCCAAAAGGACUCACACUCCUGCAUGCUGCCUGUAGGAGCGGGGGGAUGAUCGAUAAGCCAUUUACCGAUGGAGGAAAAGAAACUAUCUUCCACCACCUGGUGGCCCUCGGCGCUGAUCUUACCGCACGAGACAAUCUUGGUCGAACCGUCCUUACAUCCCUACUUUGGAGCUACUCGAUCACCACACCUGGGUUGAGAGCGACGUUGGACGACAUGAUUCGCCUAGCGCCGAUGCUAGUACAUGAUGCCGAUGACAGCCUUGGCGAUACACCGCUGAUAUAUGCUAUUCGUCGUGCCGUUGAGUUUGAGGCCGACACAGAGGCUGUGCAGCGGCUUCUAUCAACAGGUGCGUCACCCCUUGUGACAAACAAGAACGGCGACGGAGUGCUGCACAAGCUGGCAGAAGAUCUCGGCACACCGAGACUCCGUCAACUAUUUCGAGAUUUGGUCCGUCGCGGAGCCGAUAUCAACGAGCGCAAUUCUAAAGGCGAGACUCCGCUUUUCAAAUUCGCUAAGCGAUACCCGCAAGACCCCGACAAUAGAUACAAUCGGGACUAUUUUAAGCAAAGAGUUCGGGGCGACGCAUACGAGGUGCCGCGAGAGCAGGGUGCCAUAGCUCUGCUGCAGGAACUAGGCGCCGAUUUCUCGGCCAAAGACAAUGAGGGUAGAGGGCUGCUACAUGUCGCAGCCACCGGGGACGUGGUUCGGUUUCAGGAACUAAUGGCCGCUGGAUUGGAUCCGAUGAUGGAGAACAAUGCGCAACAGACGGCGAUUGAUGUAGCAGCGGCUUGCUCAAACAAUAGUAUCCUCGAGAUAUUUGAGAAGAAGGCAAGGAGGUAG